This is a messenger RNA of Brassica rapa (field mustard), 2365 nucleotides long. RefSeq lists its product as uncharacterized. The record is from RefSeq and is a predicted model, not a curated record. Lineage: Eukaryota; Viridiplantae; Streptophyta; Magnoliopsida; Brassicales; Brassicaceae. Gene Ontology annotation, molecular function: nucleic acid binding; zinc ion binding.
GUAAACGUGAAGAAAAACAACGUCAAAAUAAUACGCACCAAAACUUGACAUUUUCGCAUUGUUAUUUACUAUGUGGAGCCCACCGUCACUAUGCACACACAGUAACUUUCUCUUUUUCACUUCUAUAUAAACGAUCGUUUCGAUCAAUUGUAAUACACCAUCUCUUCUUCCUCUUAUAACAUAUUCUCUCUCGUUAUUAUCUUAUAUCAGUAGUAUCUCCUUUCUGCGGGUAUAAAAUUUCGCUCUUAAUUAAAUUUCUCUAUACUAUAAAAUUAUAAGUUAUUUUAUAACACGUUAUCAGCACGAUCACUCUGCGAUUCGGUAAAACUUAUAUGUAUCAUAUUUACUCUGCUAUAAUGGCCGGUAUACCGCCUAUAUUAUUAUCUAUAAUUUUAUAGUGGUUGUUUUAAUUAUUAUUAUUUAUCUAUAUUAAUGCGGACGGUAUGUCGCCUCGUUAAUAAACCUUGAUUGCUAAUUACACUAUAAUUAUUGGCUUGGCUGUGCCGCCGCCUAAUUUAUUUAAUCUUAUAAUUUUUCUAUCACCAUAAUAUGAUUGAUAUUUAUUUGUUUAUUAUAUUAUUGUUAUUAUAUAAAUGUUUGGUCACCUAUAUAAAAUAUUAUGAAAUUUACGGAAUUUGGUUGACUGAUUAUUACAGUAUUUUCAGAAUAAUUUUCAGUUCAUACGAUUUAAUCCCAACGGUCACAAAGAAAAAAUUUCAAAAUUUUUACCCUUUUCAAACGGCUAUGAACAGUAUUUUCAUCUAUAAAUAUACUCAUUCUUCACUCAUUUACUUCAUCCAAAAUAUUUCAUCUUCUCUCAAAUAUUUUCAAAUCGCCACAUUCCGGUUUUUCAUUGCAAGAAAGAUGAUUCGCAUAUUUUUGGUUUUAUGUGCAAUUUUAAUUUUUGCUUCUAUGGCCGGUCUUUUUAUUGGAGAAUUUGCUCCUGAACAAUUUACGCUUAAUGUCGGUUUACUUUUCUAUGCAUUGUUUCUUCUUGUAAUUGCGUGUAUUAUUAAUAUAAAUGGUUCGUUCUAAAAGUACGAAAUUCUAAUAAAACAUAUUAUUUUGUGUUUAGAAAUACAAAUGGCAAACAUCGAGAAACUUCAGUUCCCGGCUCUCAAAAUAACUGGCGAAAACUACGUCGGAUGGGUCACGAACGUGAAACCAUAUCUGGUGAUGAAAAAGAUAACCGAAACGAUUGUAAUCGGUAACAAAUCGCCGCCCGAGCAUAUAGCCGAGGCGAUAAUCUUCCUGAAGAAGCAUUUAGAUGAGAAUCUAACGCACGACUAUGCAAGCGUCGAAGACCCAGCUGAACUGUGGCAAGCUUUAAAAGAAAGGUUUGAUAACCAGAGACAAGUCAACCUCCCUCACGCUCUAGAAGAGUGGAAAAACUUGAGGUUCCAAGAUUUUCAAAAGGUUGAGGAUUACAAUUCCGCUGUCCUGAGGAUAGUUUCACUCCUGAAAUAUUGCGGUAACCCUGUCUCUGAGGAAGAAAUGAUGAAUAAAACAUACAAUACUUUCCACAAACAGCUUCACUUCCUGCCCGAAAUAUACAGAAAAUGCGGGUACACAAGAUUUUCUGAAUUGAUGGUUGCGCUCAUGUUGGCUGAAAAGAACAAUGAGCUCCUGAUCAAAAACCACAAUUCCCGACCUACGGGAGCCAAGGCAUUUCCUGAAGUGAAUGCUACGGCGAUAGAAAAUUCGGAAAGGAGGAACCAGACCAACCGAGGUCAUGGUCGUCGUUUCAACAACAAACGUGGAAAAACUUACAAUCCCAAAUGGAAGGGAUCUAACAAGUGGGUUAGAUCCGAACAAGUUUCUAAGGGUAAAGAAACUCAAGGGGAUACCACCCAGAAGCGUGAGACAGUGUGUUACAGAUGUGGCUGUAAAGGACAUUGGUCCCAUACAUGUCGUACUCCUCCACAUCUCUGUAAGUUAUAUCAAGAGUCCACGAAAGGCAAAGCUAAAGAAGUGAACCUCACUGAAAACUUUGAAGGGACAUCGUACCUCGAUGCCUCCGACUUCGCAAAUGAGCUGGACUAGAUUACUCCUGAAGAGAACUGAGAUGCUUAUAAUAAGACUAUUGAAUAAUUUUCAGUAUUGUCAUGUAUAAUUAUUACAUUUCCUGUUUUAAACAAAUAAUGAUGUUUUAACGUCACCUUAAUGUAUAAUUAUUGUGUGUUUCCUUAUAUGAUUAUUAUAUGAAUGAAUUUUAUGUUUUUCUUUUAUUAAUAACAAUUUCAGAAAUGGAUCGAAAUACUAAUGGAGCAAAAUCCAAGAAACGGAUUCGUGAAAUAUGUAUACCAGAUAGUGGAACAACACACACUAUUCUGAAACAAAAGAGAUAUUUCUCUAAUAUAAAACC